Molecule: messenger RNA, 4092 nt
Organism: Fundulus heteroclitus (mummichog)
Lineage: Eukaryota; Metazoa; Chordata; Actinopteri; Cyprinodontiformes; Fundulidae
Product: rho GTPase-activating protein 5-like
Exons: 4
Coding region: 19-660 (213 amino acids)
Biological process (GO): signal transduction
Source: RefSeq, a predicted model, not a curated record
UUAAAAUAAAUAUUUUUUAUGUUUACAGGUUUAACGACUGAGGGCCUUUAUCGUGUCAGUGGAAACAAGACAGACCAGGAUAACCUUCAGAAACAAUUUGAUCAAGAUCACAACAUCAAUUUUGGAGAGAUGGAUAUUGCAGUGAAUGCUGUGGCUGGAGCGCUGAAGGCUUUUUUUGCCGACCUGCCUGACCCACUGAUCCCCUACAUCCUGCACCCAGAGCUGGUGGAAGCUGCAAAAAUCAUGAACUACAACGAGCGGCUGCAGGUGUUGCGAGAACUUGUGAAGAAGUUUCCUUCAAUCAACUACCAGAUCUUCAAAUACAUAAUCACACACCUUAACAGGGUGACCCAGCACCGGAAGACUAGUCUGAUGACAGCCGACAACCUGUCCAUCUGCUUCUGGCCCACCCUCAUGCAUCCUGACUUUGAGAACAAAGACACACUGGCGACUGCAAAGCUGAACCAGUCAGUUAUUGAGACUUUCAUUGUGCAGACUGACUAUUUCUUUCAUGGAGGUGAAAUUGAGAGCUCCGGCAGUGAGGGGACACCGCCACCACAUUGCCACAGCAUGGUGGAGGCUCUUCUGCCCCUGCAGUUGCCCCCACCUUUGCAACCCCAGCAGAUACAACACACACUAGCCCCUGAUCCACUCAUUUAAGACACCCCUGGGCUUCUGUGACAUUGGGAGUUCUGAAUGUGCUUCCAACUUCAAUCUUCAACACAUGCUUGGUCAUUCUUUGUUGUCAAAUCAGUGACUGGCUGAUAUCAGUGAAACACAUUGCAACAGUCAGUUGAUUUUUCUCCCCCUACUUGUCAUCUUCUUUCAGCUUUGGGGUUUAGAGACACAUGGAUCAGUUGUUGGAUCGGUCCUUGUCUGAGAGAUCUCCUUAUAAAUCAUGCAAAAUUAGGAGAUGGAUCAUGGAUUUUCAGUUGCACGUCACAUUUUGGAAUGCAUUGUUUAGGUCUAAUUUCCCCACCAGUUUAAUACAAUGAUGGAUAAACUGAUCUGAAAGGGUACAUAAUGGAAGAUUAUUAUCAGAGACAGACUAAGUUUCAAAGCAUUCUUAGAAGGAUUUUGUGCAAAGAUUCCUUCUCUACCCUCUUUGAAAAUGACACUAAGAUUUUUGCCAACAUCUAGGCACAACUAAAGGGAAGUUAAACAUAACUGCUACUCUAAUCUAAAAAACUGACACUGAGAAACAGGCCGAGAGGAUUUCAGUCUUCCUGCAAAUUUUAGCACAGGAAAACAGCUUUUGACUUCAAGUCAGUUUGGGACAUGGAUGAGACUCAACAUGCAAAACUUGCAAACAGGCUUUUUGAACUUGACGCCCUGUAUCUUGAACAUUUUUGGAAGGUGAUGGGUGGAGUCCUGGUUUUCAAUACUAAAUGACAGGAUGAAACAAUACCUUUCCCACUACAUAAACUUCAAGGACAGCACAAGCACGAUUUGUGGCAACGGUCAAUGUUGCAACUUCAUGUCUAUUUACUUGUUUUAUCGUGUCAUGCUUUUAAUAGUUUGAUUACAUUUAAUUUCUAUCCAUGUUGUGUGGGUGUGUGUUUGAUGUGUAAUGAUGCAGAUUAUAUGCCUGAUGGUUUAGCUGUAUGAACUAAUCUGUGGUCUGUAUUCCAGUCUGUUGGUAUCUUUCUUUUACAGGGAAGGGGGAAUUUCAUAGGGAAAAGAGAGAUAAAUAUGCCAACGUACCGAGGACCAGACUUCUAAGCUGUUUCAUUUCUCUUUAGUUUCUCAAUUGUAAAAGGAGAGAUCUCCCCAGGUCUUUUUGGUAUAAGCACAGUAAAGAAGCUGUCUCCAUGUCACCUUAUUUCCUUGAUUUUAUUUUCUAAAAAUCUGCAUGUUUUUGCCUCUUAAUGGAAAAAAAAGAUAACUUUACAAAAUCAAGUGAAAACCUAAAAACACUAAGAGUCCUUGUUAGGAUCUGCAUCACUUUAUCAGACUGUUUAAGGGCAACAUUUCAACAAAAAUUUAUUUGCAUUAACCUAUUUUUGUUUUUGAAAGAAAAUCAAGUCUUUAUAUCAUAUUUUUGUUAUAUGUUAAAUAGGAUUUCGUAAAUAAGAGGAAAGAAGUAUAUAAAAGUCUAUAUAUAAAUAUCGAAUUCUCUCAGCAGCACGAGUUUCUGAUGUAAUGAUCUACAAGGUACUGGAUUCAAAUCUGUCACAAGCUCUGGUCAUAUGUUCAUAUUAGGGUAAAUGUUUUGUUUUAUUUCUGAUAACGUGAAUGUGACUUGAGUGCACAUUUGGGGUAAGCAAGUUUAGGUUGGUGGUUGUAUUGGAUCAGUACAACAACAAAAAAAGAAAGGCAAAUCGUUUCUUUCUUUACCUGGGAUACUUUAUGCAAUACAAAUUUAUCGAAAUGUAACCUAUCCCAGUCUGCUUCUGUCAUUCUGUGAGUAUAACAUUUGAUAAACAUUUAUUAUAGCUUAUUUUCUCAAUCUUCUGUCCGACUGGAUGUUUUUGCUGCUUCAUAUAGAUAAAAUAUUACUUUUUAUUUUACAAAUCAAAAAAUUCUAAAAUUGUAUUAUAAAUCUUUUUUUUCUAUAUUUUCUGUAGAGAGUGCAAUUUUGUGGUACUUUACCCUCUUUGCUCUACAUUUCAAAAGGAGACUUGUAAUAUAAAAACAACCACUAAACCUAUGUCCGCAAGGAUUUUCGACGGUAAUAUUGCCGCAGUUCUACUUUUUAGCACAUAGUAAACAAUUUAUUUAUCGGCUUAUAUUAACCAUAUAAAACUAAAUUUUUAAUUUUUUUUUGUUCUGGAUACCCCUCAAGAUGUUAUCACAAUCUGAUGGCCAAUGCUGAUUGAUGUUCAUCUUUUGUUCCAUGUACCAAUUGGAAGCAAUAAUAAAGCAUGCAUUAAAAGCUGUGAAAUUGCUUUCUUUCAGCCCUUAAAUAUUGGAUUUGAAAAAAUUCAUUCAGAUCCCACAUAUUUUAUUGUAACAUUCUAAAAUGCUUAAUAACUAAUAGUCUUUUAAACUAAUACCAUAAUUUGUUGAGUGGUAGGUUUAAUUUUCUGUAGGCUACUCUUAACCUCAAGAGAGUCAGUUUGGGUGAUUGAGGAAAACCCAUUUCUAAAGUUUGACUUAAACGUUGUGGAAUUAAGCCGCUUAUCUGAACAGGCCAUUCAUAAGUCUUAACUAUAUAAAUGGUAUUAUUUUUGGUAACUCAGACUGUUUACAUUAAAAUGUGUUUCUGAACAAGGCCUGUGAGAUAUAUCUGCCUUUGAAACCAACUUAUGCUAUCCUGAAGUAAUUUUAAAAAAAGUAACAGCAUAUGUAACAACAUUCUAUUGCAGUGAUCUGUUUUGAAUAAUGUUUCAAGAGAUGUUUCAUCUGUUACUGGCUACUUUAUUUGUUGCCGUUGUGCUUGGUCCCUUUUUUCCCUCCUAUGUAUUUGUAAAAAGAAAAAGAAAACUACCCAGAGCUUAUGGCUUACUGUGCAAAAAAGUGAUGAAAGGUGCAGACAGAUUUGUUCUGACUAAAUCUUUGGGUAAGGCUGUUUGGGUAAAAUAUCCAUCUUUGAUAGUCCUACUGUGCUAGUCAAAAUUUCUAAAAAGAUCCUGAAAUGUGCUUAAUAAUCAGAUAAGGGCUUUUUUAUGUCUUCGGAAAGAAGUGCCAAAGCUUUGUAUGAACAGCUUAAUAUAGUAGACGAACAAUAAAGGUUAAAGAAAGUGUAAAAUACAUCAAAUCAUUUUGGUUUUAUUUGGGUUGAGACAACAAAUCUGAUUUAAAGGACACCUUGGAAUGUCUAAGAAAAGUUAAAAUUCUAAAUUUCCUGAAAUGUAUUUUUAUUCAUUAUAGUAGAAUAAAUAGGGCAUUCAUGUUUAUAUGGCUAGAUGGGUUGGAAGUAUUAAAAUUCACAUGGAAGAGGGAAUGAUUGGAGUGAAUCACUCUUUUCUUUCUUUUUGCUGGGUGUCAUCAGAUGCUAGGUAUUAUGACGUUAAAUAAUACUGAACUGUUCAUUUGUGGUUUUCAAUCAUCGGUUCCUUUUAUUUACUUUUUUGUUACAGUCUUCCUUUUUGUCACACCAGUGUACAAACUAUAAAUACACCAAUAAAAAGAAAAUCUGAAAUAAAAAAA